CAUCUAACAGUUCCUAAUUUUCAAAGUCUUUGUGAUUUAUUCUUAUCCAAAGGGUAUGCUAUAACUCUUUUUGGGUAGUGGAAUCGUAUAACACAGCUUUUCAUUGAACUUUCUUCAAGUUUCUGCAAAGCUUUCUCCUGUCAUGUGUAUCAUAUCAUGUCACUCUUUGUGUGGUACAGAAGGAAAAGGAAGCCAUUAUCAAGGAGGGAAAGGAUAUAGAAAUGGAAGGAACUCAUGCAAAAGAGGAAACCCUACCACCAGGAUUUCGAUUUCAUCCUACAGAUGAAGAACUUGUUACUUGCUAUCUCCUAAAUAAGAUAUCGGAUUCUAAUUUCACAGGCAGAGCAAUAACUGAUGUAGAUCUCAACAAAAGUGAGCCAUGGGAGCUUCCAGGGAAAGCUAAGAUGGGUGAAAAAGAAUGGUACUUCUUCAGUCUGAGAGACCGUAAAUACCCGACGGGUGUGAGAACCAAUCGAGCAACAAACACAGGGUAUUGGAAGACAACAGGGAAAGACAAGGAGAUCUUGAACAGUGGAACAUCAGAAUUGAUCGGCAUGAAGAAGACUUUAGUUUUCUACAAAGGAAGAGCUCCAAGAGGAGAGAAAAGCAACUGGGUCAUGCAUGAAUACCGCAUUCACUCAAAAUCCAGUUUCAGAACUACUAGGCAGGAUGAAUGGGUGGUUUGCAGGGUAUUCAAGAAGAGUGGGGGAGCAAAAAAGUUCCCUUCUUCCAACCAUGCAAGAGCAGUGAAUCCUUACAGCUUAGAAAUAGGGCCAAAUAUUAUGCAGCCACCAGUGAUGCAAUUGGGAGAUCCUGCUGCUCAUUUCCUUUAUGGAAGGAACUACAUGAACAGUGUUGAGUUAGGUGAACUUUCUAGGGUUUUAAGAGGGGGAGGAUCAACAAGUAGUGUCAAUCAACCAAUGCAAUCCCAAUUGGGGUACCCUACAUCAGCAGGAUUCACCAUUUCAGGACUGAAUUUGAAUCUGGGAGGAGGAGGAGGAGGAGCAACAACCACAACACAACCCAUUUUUCGACCAAUGCAAGCUUCUUCUGCUCCUGUUCAUACAAUGGCUCAAGUUCUUGAUGUCAAUUCCAGCAUGAUGACAACCGGAUCUCUUGGUGCAGAUGUAGGUUAUGGAUCAGAAAUGAGUAAUAACAUGAAUUCUCAAGGGAAUAGGUUCAUGAGUAUGGACCACUGCAUGGAUCUAGACAACUACUGGCCUUCCUACUAAAUUCCGAUGAAGAGACCUUCUUUUAGUCUAUUAGGCUCAUUCUGAUACUAUUUAUGACUUUAGUUCCAUCAGCUUUUCUGCUUUUUCUCGUCUUUCCAAGUUUCCUGCGGUUAAAUGACAACCGCUGUCAUAUUGAUCGUGUAUCAUUUCAAUCAAGUAACUUUUUUAAUGUUUGUCUAUCGAUUACUCGUAU
This is a messenger RNA of Vigna umbellata (rice bean), 1425 nucleotides long. Its product is annotated as NAC domain-containing protein 59-like. Lineage: Eukaryota; Viridiplantae; Streptophyta; Magnoliopsida; Fabales; Fabaceae. The record is from RefSeq and is a predicted model, not a curated record. Gene Ontology annotation, molecular function: DNA binding. Gene Ontology annotation, biological process: regulation of DNA-templated transcription.